CUAGGACUCUUCACAGUCGACAAAGAAGACCCUAACUACUACGAUUCAGAUCUCCGUGAAAUGGUCGAAGAACUUGCUCUCAUACUCUGUCGAGUGGCAUCAGGAAAUGAGAGUGUCGCUUGGAGAUACCAGCAUUUCAUAGAGGGGGGCAAGGCGCGUCGACGAUUAGCGGCAAGUGUUUCUCACGGUCCAUUCGCGUUAUCAGAAAUCGGCUUUAUAGCGAAACUACUCCGUGCGAUGUUUGUUCCAGAGGUUGCAGCAUCAAUUGACACAAAGACAAACUCUAAAGAUUUCCCUUCGACUGUCACAACACAAAUCGAUAAAAGUAGUCCGUUCCAUGAAUUUUCGAACGAACUGAAAUUACGCUUCGUUCAUGAUGUCUUAGUACCAGAGACUAUAAUACGUUUGAUUAUGGAUCAUGAAGAAGUAAGUUAUGAGGAAGCUGAGCACAUGAUGCUUCACGGAUAUGAAGAG
This is a messenger RNA of Paraglomus brasilianum, 474 nucleotides long. Lineage: Eukaryota; Fungi; Glomeromycota; Glomeromycetes; Paraglomerales; Paraglomeraceae. The record is from the annotation of a GenBank genome assembly.